Messenger RNA from Gadus macrocephalus (Pacific cod), 11567 nucleotides. RefSeq names its product zinc finger protein 638 (gene znf638). The coding region runs from base 322 to 11193 and encodes 3623 amino acids. Gene Ontology annotation, cellular component: nucleus. Lineage: Eukaryota; Metazoa; Chordata; Actinopteri; Gadiformes; Gadidae. The record is from RefSeq and is a predicted model, not a curated record. The transcript has 32 exons. Gene Ontology annotation, molecular function: zinc ion binding; nucleic acid binding.
GGAUAUCUGAGUACUAGGGAGACGGCCCCGUGGACACUCGGUUCUGGAAGCGCUGGGACCUGGGAGCGCCGGUUCUUCUCCGGCCAGUGGAGAGCUGUGAUCACCGUUUAGCUCGUGACCCUCGUAUCGGGAAAUACUGGCGCCCUUCUCCAGGAGACGGAUCCUAAGGCUGUUCUGGAGGCUCCCUGCUGAGGUUCUGACCCACAUCUAGAAGGUUCUGAUGUUCUCUGACUGGUCUUCACCUGCAGCAGCGUCCGGCUUGGAGCCUUUUUUUUUUGGAUGUACUGUAUAUGAAUAUAUAUACACGGGUUGUUUCGGACCAUGAUGGACAGGAAGGGGUCCGACAUGAGCCCAGCAGGGGGCAGAGGGUCCAGGAGGUCCCGGUUCCAUGACGGGGGGGUCCAGGGGGAUUCAGGUAUCUUACCUAUCGGCAAGAUCACCAGGCGGACCUCCGUGAAGCCCCCGUACCUCCAGCAAGCAGGCGUGGCGCACGCACGCCGCCUUGGUUUGCUAUCGGACCGUAGUGCGCCGCCUCAUGUUCCUGGUCCUCUUUUGAGCCCCCUGAUUGGUGGGCUCCCUGGGAGCUCUCUCCUGAUUGGGCAGCAGGCAGCUUGUCUUCAGUUGGCACGGAUUAAAACCCAGCUAGCUCUGUCUCAAAUCAGCAGCGCCAUUGCUGCCGGGCACCAAGCGGUUGCCUCGAGGAACGUCUCCAACACCCCUCCCUACCGUGUAUCCACACAAGCCCCUUCCCCUACAGCGACGGCCAUCAAUCUGCUGAACCUUCUGAAGGUUGCAAACUUGUCCCACAAACUAUAUAACCCCUAUUCCUUAGAGAGCCAGGAUUAUCCACCUUACCAACCUCCAAGUGCCCAGGUAGACCCUGGCAAUGUGAGAGAGCCUUCUCACAUGGUCACUGGUUCAACCCCCGCAUCUAUCGGGGCCUCCUUCGCGACUUCUAUGAAUCCCAGCAACAUUCACCCAGCGAUGCACCCCAGCUCUAUGGGCUUCAUCCCUGGUCAGAGUCAGCCAGCCCCUGAGUUGAAGGGGGCCAUGAACAUCCACAUAAAGCAAGCCAAAGGAUCUACUAUAUGGUCAGGGGAGUCCAUGCCAUCUGACUGCCCUUCCUCAUCCAAGAAUGCUGCAUACAGCCCGGCCCGAUAUACCUGUGAAUCGGCCAUGGACAUCCUCAAGCGCUUCAACCUUCAAGAAGAGGACUUGGAGGCGCUGUGUGCUUACCCAGACGAUCAGCUCUCCACCGCCAACCUACCCUGCCUGCUGCGAGACAUCAGCCAAAAGAAGGCCAACCGGUUAUCUGCUGCUACUUCGUCAAGCAUGGUCCACCAGGCUCAAGGCAGCCAUUGUGCCCCAGAAACAACAUUAGGACCCGGGGCCGAUGUGAAGCGUGCGAUGGGAGCGCCUUCUGCCUUUCAGCAGCCAAUUAAAGUGAUUGAAUACGGACAUACUAGUAAAUAUAACGUAGGUAUCCGGGAAGAAGAGAAAGAUGGAGGACACCACAGCAUUAGUGUCAGGCCCAGAAGCUUAAUUGAAAGUGGCUUGAUGGGAAGUUCAACUAGCCAAAGCCGAGAGACUCUGCAAAAGGACCUAGCGCAGGCCAAACAUGGUUGUUCGUUGUCACAGAGAUCUACCACCUUGUCUCCUUCUGUUUACAGUCCGUUAACAAGCGUGACUGCUUGCCCAGUCGCUACCAACAUUAUACCAAAGAGGGAUUCUAGUGCUGAUCAGGCAGCAUCUGCAGCAAGUCAAAGACCAGCUAAAGGCACCGGACACACUGGUCACAGACCGGCGCUAGGUAGCGGAACUACAAGUCAUAAAGCAACCACGGGACCUACUGGAACUAACCGUCAUAAACCAGCUACAGGUCCCGGAACUAACUCUCAUAAACCAACACCAGGUACCGGAACCACCGGUCAGAGCCCAGCUCCAGGCGCUGGAACUACCAGUCCAAGACCUGCUCUAGGUGUGGGAACUACCAUUCUCAGACCAGCUCCAGCCACCGAUCCAGGGCCAAUUCCCAUCCCCAGGUCCAUCCCUACGAACCAGGGGCCCCCUCCAGCAUCUGAUGAAUCUAUCCAGAGACCUCCGCCAGUCAAGCCAGCCGACAGAGUGCCGACGGCGGCCAUGAUCAGCGACUACAUGGGUUUCGAACCUGAUCUUUUCCCCCACAGCUGUAGUCUCUGUAACAAACCUUGUGCUGCCAUGAAGGACUGGCUGGACCACAAGAAGCACAAAGUCCACCGGGCCAGCUGCCAACUGCUAAGCAGACAGUAUUCCGAAUGGGAGCCCGAUGCAAUAACAAUCGACUCGGACCCUGAAGAAUCCCAGCAACCCCCCGCGACUACCCCAGACACCGCCUCCUCCCAGAGUUCCAGGCCCAGUCUUCAGCCGACCAGCCAUGGAGGUCCUGCCCCAUCAAACUCUGCACCUCCUUUGACAAGUUCCUCAGUGGACACGAAGAUUUCGGAAACGGGCAAGUCUCGGUCUCCACAGAGGCUGAGAUCAAGGUCAAAGUCUUCAGGAAGGAAAAGAUCAAGGUCAAAGUCUUCAGGAAGGAAAAGAUCAAGGUCAAAGUCUUCGGGAAGGAAAGGAUCAAGGUCAAAGUCUCCACAGACAAAGAGGUCAAGAUCUCGUCAAACAAAGAGGGCAGGGUCAAAGUCUUCAGGAAGGAGGCGGUGGAGUUCAAGGGAGAGGUCAACGUCCAGCGGGAAAGCUAACUCACCCCGUAGCUCAAGACCUGUCCACAGUAGAAGCCGCUCCCGGUCCUCUUCAAACUCCUCCUCCAGCUCUUCCUCCAGCUCCGACCGUUACCGUGGCAAAAGGUCGUCCUCGCCAGCCAGAAGGUCUAGGCGAAGGUCUGGGUCCCCACGAAGGGGUCGGAGGUCACGUUCCCAUUCACCAUGGAGACGAACCCGCAAGUCACGCUCUGGGUCUCGAUCCCCGCACCCCUCCUCUCAGCGAAGACGGUCGCGCAGUCACGAUGGGAGGUCUUCGGGUCGCAGACAAGAGGAGACCAGCGUAGAACAGCUGGCCAAGAAACUACUGGAAUCCUCUGGUGUCCAGAGCUUCACUGGCUCCUCCAGUCUAGAGCUUGUGGUCCAGUCUCUGGCCCCAGUGCUGCUGGCAGAGCUGGCCAAGCUGAAGGCCGCUUCAUCAUCAUCCGCUGCUUCAUCUAAAGAAAAGAAGCCAUCCUCCUCCUCGUCAUCUAGAGAUGAACAGAAGCUGUCAUCCGCCUCAUCUAGAGACGAGAAGAAGCCAUCCUCCUCCUCCUCAUCUAGAGAUGUACAGAAGCAGUCAUCCUCCUCAUCUAGAGAGGAGAAGAAGCCAUCCUCCUCCUCCUCAUCUAAAGAUGAACAGAAGCGGUCAUCCUCCUCAUCUAGAGACGAGAAGAAGCCAUCCUCCUCUGCCUCAUCUAGAGAUGAACAGAAGCCAUCAUCUAGAGACGAGAAUAAGCCAUCCUCCUCUUCCUCAUCUAGAGAUGAACAGAAGCAGGCAUCCACUUCUUCGACCAAAGGAGGGAAUGAACCACCUUUGUCCUCUUCCUCUGUUAAGGGAAUCAAGAAGGUGCUGGUUAAGAAGAGUGUCCCAACUAAAUCUGCAAAACCUCCAGGGUCGGGUCUCCUGGGAUUUGUACCAGCCCACCCUCCCCUGCUCCUGUCUGGGCUUCCCUCCACGGUCACCCAGCAGCAGGUGUUCUCCGCUGUGGAGAAGUUCGGAAAAAGCAGACUCAUUUCUGUGGCGCAACAGCGACAAGAGGCCACGGUGUACUUUCUACAAGAAGCUGCCGCUCAUGCCUUGCUCGGCUUUACGGAGCUGAAGAUUGGUGGAAAUCCAAUCACUGUGACACAGAAAGCCGUGCAAUGCAACAAGACGACUGCGCUCGGUAUCAAAACGACCACACCCGGUACCAAGGGGACCACGCCUGGCAACAAGAAGGCCACACCUGGCAACGCGACUACCACGCCUGGCAACGCGACUACCACGCCUGGCAACAAGACAACCACGCCUGGCAACAAGAAGGCCACACCUGGCAACACGACUACCAUCCCUGGCAACAAGACAACCACGCCUGGCAACAAGACAACCAUGCACGCCAACAAGACGCCUACUCCCAGCAAGUCAACAAUCACGCCUGACAACAAGGUGACCACACCCGGCAACAACACAGCCACGACUGGUAAAAAGACUGCCCCGUCUGGCACAGAACCAAUUAUGCCUGGCAAUGAGGACGCAAUCCCUGACAACACAACAGCCACGCCUGUCAAGAAGACUACCAUGCCUAGCAACUCAACGACUGUGCCUGGCAGCACAACAACGCCCGGCAACAAGAUGAGCACGCCUGGCAACAAGACUGCCACGCCUGGGAACAAGUCUGCCACGCCUGGCAUCCAGAAGGCCACACCUGGCAUCCAGAAGGCCACACCUGGCAACACGAAGGCCACACCUGGUAACACGACUACCAUCCCUGGAAAGGCCACCCCUGGCAACAAGAAGGCCACCCCUGGCAACACGACUACCAUCCCUGGCAACAAGACAACCAUGCACGCCAACAAGACGCCAACUCCCAGCAAGUCAACAAUCACGAUUGACAACAAGGUGACCACACCCGGCAACAACACAGCCACGACUGGUAAAAAAACUGCCCCGUCUGGCACAGGACCAAUUAUGCCUGGCAACGAGGCCGCAAUCCCUGACAACACAACAGACACGCCUGUCAAGAAGACUACCAUGCCAAGCAACUCAACGACUGUGCCUGGCAGCACAACAACGCCCGGCAACAAGAUGGCCCCGCCCGUUAAUGUAACGAUCACACCUGGCGGCGACACGACCACAACCGGCAACACGACAACCAUGUCUGAAAACAAGACGCCCACUUCCAGCAACAUAACACCCACGCCUGACAACAAGGCAAUCGAGCUCAGCAACAACACUGACAUGCAAGGCGACACAAGGACAAUGCCUGUACAACCGGUGGCCCCUCCAUCUCUGGUUGCCAACGUUUUCCCCACAGUCCUCUUCCUCAAAUCAAUUCAAUGUCUGGAUGUUCGGUGUUGGAAAUGGAAGGAUUUCCUACCCUACGCCACCAGUGGUGCCACCAUAAUGGUGACUGAUCUGCCAGAGAUGGAAUGGAAUGCUUCCAACUGGUCUUCGAUCACAAAAGUUUUGGAGAAGUUUGGCAACGUCCAAUGUGACAAAUGCUUCAUCCUUCCUGAAAACUGCACGGCGUUUGUAUCCAUGACGGCCAAAAAGGUGGCAGCGCUGAUGGAGUCGCUGGUGAUGGGAGCCUCCUUGAACUCCAAAACUGUCCGCUGUCACCUUCUGAAGGAGAACGCCCUCGAAUCUCCGAUCGACUUCUAUAAACAUCUUCUGCGCUGGAGUGAAAAGCUUUAUGAUGAGUCUACAUUGGAGUACAGACUGGUGUACAUCAGCAACAUUCCUGUUGGCAACUACUGGAUGUUGGCCUUCAAUGAAGGCCUCAGACAGACCGGAGGAGUCAGGCUCUACCUGCCGCUGAUUGGCAAGAUAUUUGUAGAAUUCGUCACGGUGGAGGAUGCAGACCGAUUCGGUGUCUGGCUGUCCAAAUUUCAGCCGGCAAAGUUGAAGAGAUGGAGAAUCUGUUUCUCGCGUCCUGGCCUUGACCAAGACGUAUAUGAACUCUUCAAGGCAGGGCGUGAAGAUGCGUUCUUGAUUCCGCUGUUCACCCAGACCAUAUUCUAUCCCACCCUGUCCCCCCAGUUCUACACCCCUGCACACCGGACGGUGAACGGACCAGAAGACCUUGAGUGGGCGGGGAAACAUUUGACUGGGCAGAGCGUAGUCAUGGUGACAGGGCUGGCGUUAGGCACGUACCGCCACAUGGACCUCGUGGAUGAGGUGGUGCCUUACUUCGUGGAGAAGGACAUCAGCCGUGUGUACGACUCUGUAGUGAUACUACCUCUGCAGAGAAGGGCCUUCAUCCACUUUGACGACGCUUUGAAGUGUAAGGAGUUUGUCUCAGAUUUCCUCCACAAGCCGUUCACUAUAGGAGGAUCUGACCUCACCCUCCACUUCCUCCUGGACCAUCUUGAGCCCUGCACCUCAGAGCUGCAAUUGUACAACAGACUGCUGGGAUGGACCAAUGUUGCGUGUAACAAGGCUGGUCACCUGGACCAGCUGAUACUGAAGGAGAUGGAUUACUGCAACAGAGAAGAGCUGAGGUUCAUCUUUAAAGACAUCUUGAAAAGAACAAGCCCCAACAGCUGGGUCAGCUGCCUAGUCCUCGCCAACCGGGUGGUUUUCCAGAUCGUUAAUGGAAGACCGGAUAUUACCUUUAGGAAAAAUUUGUUGAAUAGGCUCAAUGCUAAAAAGAGGAGGACUCCAGUUCAAUAUGGGACCAAUCGGGAGGUUGUAGACAAAGUGUGGAAAUCGCUAAGCGAUUUCACGUCAAGCAUUCAGAAAAUAGAUGUCAGGACGGUGAUCAACAGUCCCCAGCAUGCAAAGUCUGGCCAAUCGCCACCGGACCCCUCAGCGCCUGACCCCUCAGCGCCUGACCCCUCAGCGCCUCACCCCUCAGCGCCUGACCCCUCAGGUCCUGGCCCCUCAGGUCCUGGCCCCUCAGGUCCUGGCCCCUCAGGUCCUGGCCCCUCAGCGCCUGGCCCCUCAGGUCCUGGCCCCUCAGCGCCUGGCCCCUCAGGUCCUGGCCCCUCAGGUCCUGGCCCCUCAGGUCCUGGCCCCUCAGCGCCUGGCCCCUCAGCGCCUGGCCCCUCAGCGCCUGACCCCUCAGCGCCUGGCCCCUCAGGUCCUGGCCCCUCAGGUCCUGGCCCCUCAGGUCCUGGCCCCUCAGGUCCUGGCCCCUCAGCGCCUGGCCCCUCAGCGCCCGGCCCCUCAGCGCCUGGCCCCUCAGGUCCUGCUCUCCUAACCCCCGUGGCCCCUGCAGAACUCGGCGCCUCAGCCCACGACCAGGACUGGCCCCCGGGCUCCGGCCCCCAGCCUCCAGCCCUGAGUCAGGAGAUGUACCUCUUCUUUGCUACGGCCAUCCACCAGCAUCGCCAGGCCAGAGUCGAACAGGAAGUGAGACGAGGUGGACAGGAAGGAAGCCAGAGAGAGCAGGUCUCAAUGGACCUCGACAAGACCACCUCCUCUUCAACGAUUGCCCACUCCUCAUCCUUGUCUGGAGCCACAGUGUCCUCCUUACAUCUCCCCAAGUCCUCCUCAUCCUCUUCAGAUCUCCCCAUGUCCUCCUCUUCUCCUUCUCCUACUUCUUCUUCUCUCCCGCCUCCGGCCGGAGUAGUCCCUUCCUCUUCUGAACAGAACACACAACAGAAGUGUGAAGAAUCUCCUGUCCAGGUGCCUGAGGCUGUUGACACGACACACACUCCAUCGCCUACCAGCCAGGAAGGGUCACGCAUCACUACCACGGAGGAGGCGGAGUCUCUUCCUGCCUGUCCACCAAUCACAAGGAAGGAGGUACUAAGUGUAGCAGCCAUGGUAUGUGAAGAUGACAUGGCGAGGCCUGGCCACAUGAUGGCAGCAGAGACCUCUCUUAAAAGUGCAGCAUCACUGACGGGAAAGGAUGUCUUACACACUGAUCCAUGUCUGGAGGAAGAGGGGAAGAGAAAGGCCCAGCAAGAGUUAACCCUCACAGGAAAGGAUGUGGUCGUCUCUCCCAGCGGAGACACGAAGGAGAACAGAGUAGAGGUCGAUGAAACACAAGAGCAGCUGGGUGAUGAAAAGACAAGCGACCAGAUGCUCCAUUCGAGGCCAGAGUGUGACGAGGAGACGCCUCACAAAACCCCGGUCCAGCCUGAGACACCAGGGCUCCCUGACCCUGAGAGCCAGACCUCUGAACCCCAAGAGGAGGAAAUGUUGGCCAAAGUCGCUGAUGAAGCUGAGCCAUUCCAGGAGGUCCCAGAGCACGAAGAGACCAUUUUGGAAGAGGGGAAGGUGACAAUUGUAGAAGAACAAAUGCCUUCUGUGAAUGAAGAAACCCCAUCGGUAGUUUCGGAGGCAGCUGAUGCUUUACUCAACGGUGCAUCGACUGAGGAAGGAGACACCAACAGGCUCAUGGACUGUGUUGAAGGAUCUCCUCCCAAAGAGGAGGAGCAGAAGACCAAGGAAACCCAAGAGGAGCAGAAGACCAAGGAAACCCCAGAGGAGGAGCAGAAGACCAAGGAAACCCCAGAGGAGGAGCAGAAGACCAAGGAAACCCAAGAGGUGGAGCAGAAGACCAAGGAAACCCCAGAGGAGGAGCAGAAGACCAAGGAAACCCAAGAAGAGCAGAAGACCAAUGAGCAGAGCAACAAGGAGGAGCAGAGAGGCAAGGAGGUGCAGACCAACAAGGAGAAGAACAGCAAGGAGCUCAAAGAGGAGGAGCAGAGAAAUAAGGAACCCACAGAGGUCGAGCAGGGUAGAAAGGAUCCAAAAGAGCAGGAACAGGGUAAUAAUGAUCCAACAGAGGAGGAGAUUAAGAAAAAGGAGCCAACCGAGAAGGGGCAGAACUCCAGGGAGCAGAGCAUCAAGGAGGAGCAGAACACCAAAGUGGAGAAGAACAUCAAGGAACCCCCAGAGGAGGAGCAGGGUAACAAGGAGCAGAGCAACGAGGCCCCCACUGAAGCGGCGGACAACAAGGGGCCCGCUGUAGAGGCGGGGGCUCCUGAGAUGGAACAGCGACGAUCUAAGAGAGGUCACCCCAGUCCAGCGACCACGCCGCUGUCCACCAGACGCUCCACCAGGCACUCCACCCCCUCCAUGAAGAGGGAAAGCCCUGGGGAGGAGCUACCAGUGGAGAAGGCCGUCUCUGUAGAAGUGGAAGCCGCCUCCUCCCCCCGGGGAGGUGAGAGCCCUUCCUCCGGGGCCCCCCUCCCCCAAGGUCACCCCCAUCCAAAGGAAGAAGAGGUAGAAUACCAGGUGACGGACUCUGUGGAAGGUGGGGUGAUCGAGGGAGUCCAGCUCCCCACCAGGAGGAAGAGGGGAAGGCCAACCAAACUGACGGCCAAGAACGUCCGGGUGAAGAAGGAGCAGCCCACUGCCCCGGUAGCAGAGGAGUCCGGCAAGAAGCCAGAGGAACCGUUGGAAAACCAGGCCGGUCCAACCAGGACAGAGACCAAACCCCAGGAGGCCCCAGAAGAGAAGACGAGGGGCAAAGUGGAUGGUGCAGAAGAAAGCCAAAUGGCCAACAUAGUGACCCCAAGCAACGCCAAACCAAGGGUCUCCGACGAAGGGGUCAGUUUGGAGGAGGUGGCUACAUACCAGGUACUGGACUCUGUGGAGGACGAGGAGCUGGAGGUGAAGGAGGGGCCACCCGUGACGAGGGGCACUAGGGGCAGAGGAAGGAAGGCCAAAACCCCUACGAGGAAGGAGUGCAAGCGGAGUCUAGAGGAAACCGUGUUUGAGGUGUUGGAUUCCAUCGGGGGCGACGUGUUGGAAGACGCGCCAGCGCCAGAACAACCAGGACGACCCCGACGGGGGCUAGCGAACAAUGACCCAACGCCUGAAAAAGAUGGAAAGGUAGUACCUGACGACACUCCUGAAGGAACGCACGGCAAGCAGGAGCAAGUCAAGAAGGAACAGGAGGUGGCCCGUCAAGUCAUGGAGGAGCCACAAGGUGACGAGCAGCCUGCUGCCGGAAAGAGAAGGAGUGGACGAGGGAGGAAAGAGGAGGUGGCGGUCUCUGGGACCUCCAAAAUGGCCGCCAAAGAAGGUCAUCAGAGGGUGAUGGAGGAGGAGGUGUACCAGGUGGUGGACUCCACCGAAGACGACCCCCAUGAGGAGGAGCACGUCGACCCCCCCGGUCCAAGGAGAAGGAGCCAACGGAGGGACCCAGCACCGGCCGUGACCAGAGCCCCCAGAAGGCCUGCUUACUCCACCCAGGGGGAGGAGCCUCUGUACCAGGUGGUGGACUCAGUGGGGGGCGAGGAGGAACCGGCUCCAGUGGAGGAACAGCCGCCAGGGUUAGAGCCUAGGAGGGGGGAGAGAGGUCGUAAGGUCGCGGGGAGCGACUCCGCAACAGAAGACAAAGCGGCAAAGAAGAUGAAAACCACAGAGCAAACCGUAACGCCCAAAGUAAACGAGGGUGUGGGAGCAAAGAAGGCGAUGGACAGAAGGAAGGAGAGCCAGGAGCAGGAGGAGAACGCUCUGGUGAGUCUGGAUGAGGUCAGUGAGGAAGAGGAGGACUACCCCGACGAUUCAGUUGAGGAGGAAGAGCUGAGGAAGAGGCAGACAGUCGAGGAGAGGCGGAGAGAGGAGGAGGAGAGGAAGCUGGGAGAAGGAAUGGAGGGGCUGGUGACCCUAGAUGAGGUUGGGGAGGAGGAGGUGGAUGAGGAAGAGGUUGGUCAUGGAGGAGAGGCAGAGAGUGGAAGAAGAGGGGAGGGGAUCACAGAAGAAGAACUGCAGGCGUUGGUCACUCUGGACGAGAUUGUUGAGGAGGAACAGGAAGGGGAGGAGCCAACACAUUCAGAGCCCCUUCCAGACGACCAAUCAGAGGCCAGGUUGAAUACUGAGACGGUCUGUGAUGAAGAGCAAGCGUCUUCCUCCAUCGUUGGUGAAUGUAAACAAAGCGAGGAGCAAGCAGAGGAGUGUGUGAGCUUCGUGACCUUGGACGAGGUGGGAUACGAGGAGGAGGAGGAGACACAGCCACGCAGCAAAAGAGGUAGACAGGCUACAGAGAGGAAAUGCACCAGGAGAGAACAGCAGCAACAACAACAACAACAACCAGCAACGGCUAAACCCUCGGGGGAGGAAUCCCCGCCCAUCCCGGCCCAUGCUACCUCCCUAUUGGCCGGCGAGCCCAGGGCUGUUUUGAGCGUCAAAGGAGCAGAGCCAAUGGCAGAAAGCCCCGCCCGGGAUGGUGAAGAGACGGGGUCUGAGGAGACAAGGCUUCUGAGGAAAGCGUCCAGUAAAGCGCGGAGGUUGGAGGAAGAGGCGGAGCCUAAGAGAGUCCGCUCUCACUCUCCCUCCGUUGCCCAUGACUACACCCUGCCCGCGUUCACCCCCAACAACCCCCUUGGGUCGGAGCAUGUGGUUCCUGGGUUCUACUGUAAUCUGUGUUCUGUGUUCUACAAAAACGAGACCAGCGCCAGGACACUCCACUGCAGCCGCUUGGGUCACUACAACAACCUGAAGAAGUAUUAUCAGGGUCUCCAAGAGGAACAAUCCAGGAGCCAAUCAGGAGGCUCUACUGCUGGCAACUCCCCGAAAUGACUCUAGCCCGCCCACAAACAACCGUCUCUUCAUUGGUUUCACCGGAAUAUGGAGGAGCCUCAUCUACGUUGUUCAAUCAUUUUUUGUAUCGUUUUGAGUGUGUGAAGAAGAAGAUGAGGUUGAAGAUUGUUUAGCGCCAAAAGAAAAGGACGAUGUGUACUCUACUCGUUCAGAGUACAGAAGGACAGAGGUCUGCACUUCCAGGUCGUUAUUAGAUGGCGUUCAAGAUAUAGAAGACGGCGCUGGUCUUACUUUUUACUUACUUUUUACUUUUUACUUUUUACAGGAGUCAUCAUGGUGUGACCGCUUUAUUAAAGUAUGUUAUGUUCAAUGAUUUCAAAUAACAACGUUCAAUAAAAGUUAGCAAAAAUUGA